Triticum aestivum (bread wheat) is the source of this 779-nucleotide messenger RNA. RefSeq names its product B3 domain-containing protein Os06g0194400. The transcript has 2 exons. The coding region runs from base 147 to 683 and encodes 178 amino acids. The record is from RefSeq and is a predicted model, not a curated record. NCBI's taxonomy places the organism in Eukaryota, Viridiplantae, Streptophyta, Magnoliopsida, Poales, Poaceae.
AAUAACCGCGAGGGCCGAGGGUGGGUGGUUGGCUGUGUGCUGCUGCCUUGAAUUGUGAAUUGACGAGUCUGCUGCCGUCCCCCAUUCCCUGCUCCACCUCCCGAGCAGAGUCGAGAAGGAGGCAAGGAAGCAGAAUCGACAAGGGAAUGGCGGAAUCGAACUCGUACGAGGAGCAGCGCCGGAGGCAGGUGGAGGAGAACCGCCGGAAGCUGGAGGAGCUGCGCCUGCACCACCUCUCCGCCGCCGCUAGGCCCAAGCCCAACCCCAACCCCAGGCCGAAGCGCAAGGCCCCGGGCCCCGGCGAGCUCCGGCGGUCCGGCCGCGUCGCCGGCCUCCCGGAGCAGCCCAACUACCUCAAGGGCUCAGAGCAGCGCGGCUACCGCGGAGUGUACGAGGCAUACGCUGUUUGGAAAGGGCCGACCGACGAGGAGAGGGCCGCCGCCGUCGUUGCCGCCGCCGCCAAACAAAAGGCGGAGGAGCUCCAGCGCCGGAUCCACGGCAUCCUCUGGCCCGCCUUCGUCAAGCCCGUGACCCACGACUGCGCCAGCAGGGCCGCCGUGAUGGUAUUGCAGCCAUUCUUGGAUCGGAUUGGAUGUAUAUUAGGUGGGUUAUAUCUUAUACUAGAUCGGGUUCGCGCCGUAGCGCGAGGGUGCCGGUCAGAACGUUUAGACAAAACCAUGUAAUAAUUUGUCAGUAAGAGCCCAAGAAUAGCAUGUGUAGACAACCAAUUGUGUUAGAAGCAAAACAUAAUGAGACUGAAGAUGAACAUCAUGUUAUAA